AUGUCUACUAAGAACUACGACUACAUUCCUAAAUCAAUGUCCAGCAAACGUCAACGAGCGAAUCGGUGGCAUUCAGAAGCGAGUUGCGCCCCUACUGGGUUUGUCACUUCUAUCAGGUCACCGAUGACAAGCGAACAGCUAAAUGCUUACAUCGUGGGCUUUCGCAUUGCUGAAAUCACGGACAAACUUCGCACAAACGACCUCAACCAUACCACUGGGACUUCAACUCGGUGCUUAUCGCCUACACCAGAAUAUGAUAACACGGGCAAGCGAACUAACACUCGCAAGCAACGUUAUCGCAAGCAGCUGGAACGAGAGAGAGAGAGCAACCGGUGCAGACUGCCUUCAAGACAAUACCGGCGUACCGACCACCAUAUGACUACCGUUGGAAGAGAGACGUUUACUGACAAAAUCUACCUACCUGUUGCUGACUCCCCCCAUGUGCGUUUCAUUGGGCAAAUUCUGGGGCCCCGUGGAAGCAGCUUGAAAGCUAUCAAUAACCAGUCGGGAGCUAAUGUUAUUCGUGGAAAGGGUUCGGUGAAAGAACGAGAGGCAACAGGAACUCGCCGAGCCACUGCAAACGAUUGCAGAGAACCCCUUCACUGUUUUAUCACUGCGGACUCACGAUUCAAAGUCGACCAAGCAAAGAGGGCCAUUCAAGACGUGAUUGGAAACAGCCACUACGACACCAGAUCGUGA
Messenger RNA from Fusarium redolens, 699 nucleotides. RefSeq lists its product as uncharacterized. The record is from RefSeq and is a predicted model, not a curated record. The transcript has a single exon. Bases 1 to 699 code for a protein of 232 amino acids. Gene Ontology annotation, molecular function: mRNA binding. Gene Ontology annotation, biological process: regulation of mRNA splicing, via spliceosome. Gene Ontology annotation, cellular component: nucleus. Lineage: Eukaryota; Fungi; Ascomycota; Sordariomycetes; Hypocreales; Nectriaceae.